This is a messenger RNA of Knipowitschia caucasica, 1485 nucleotides long. The record is from the annotation of a GenBank genome assembly. Lineage: Eukaryota; Metazoa; Chordata; Actinopteri; Gobiiformes; Gobiidae.
AUGGCAGAGCGGAUCCUGAUCAAAGGAGGCACGGUAGUGAACGAGGACUGCUCCGUGAUCAGUGACGUGUAUAUAGAAGAUGGGAAGAUCGUGGACGUGGGCCCAGAGCUGCAGGUUCCCCCCGGGGCCAGGGUCAUAGACGCCACUGACAGACUGGUGCUGCCCGGAGGCAUCGACACUCACACCCACAUGGAGCUGGCCUUUAUGGGCACACGGGCCGUGGACGACUUCUACAUCGGAACCAAAGCGGCUCUGGCAGGAGGCACCACAAUGAUCCUGGACUUUGUCAUCCCUCAGAAAGGUAAAUCUCUUGUUGCGGCCUACGAGAGCUGGCGUAACACUGCUGACCCCAAAGUCUGCUGCGAUUACUCACUGCAUGUGGCUGUCACCUGGUGGAGUGAAGAGGUGAAGAGGGAGAUGGAGACUCUGACCAAAGAAAAAGGGGUGAACUCCUUUAAAAUGUUCAUGGCCUAUAAGGACGUGUUCAUGCUGCAGGACUCUGAGUUGUAUGCUGCCUUCUCCCGGUGUAAGGAGAUCGGGGCAAUCGCUCAGGUGCAUGCAGAGAACGGAGACCUGAUCGCAGAGGGAGCGAAGAAGAUGCUUUCACUGGGCAUCACAGGCCCAGAGGGACACGAGCUGUGCAGACCAGAGGAGGUGGAGGCAGAGGCCACUCAGCGCGCCAUCACCAUCGCACAUGCUGUCAACUGCCCUCUCUAUGUGGUCCAUGUCAUGAGCAAGUCUGCCGCCAAAGUAGUGUCCAAUGCGCGCAGAGAGGGACGUGUGGUUUUUGGAGAGCCCAUUGCAGCUGGUCUGGGCACAGAUGGGACAAACUACUGGAACAAGGAAUGGGCCCAUGCAGCAGGUUUUGUGAUGGGACCACCUCUCAGACCGGAUCCAAGCACCCCCGGGUACCUUAUGGACCUGCUGGCCAAUGAUGACCUCAGUGUGACUGGGACGGACAACUGCACCUUCUCCAUUUGUCAAAAGGCUCUUGGCAAAGAUGACUUCACAAAGAUCCCAAAUGGAGUGAAUGGCGUUGAGGAUCGCAUGUCUGUGAUCUGGGAGAAAGGAGUGCACAGUGGCAAAAUGGAUGAGAAUCGAUUUGUAGCUGUCACCAGCAGCAACGCAGCAAAAAUCUUCAACAUGUACCCACAGAAAGGCCGGAUCGACAGAGACUCAGAUGCUGAUGUGGUUGUUUGGGACCCCAUAAUGACACGAAAGAUUUCAGCAAAGACUCACCACCAGGCUGUGGAUUAUAACAUCUUUGAAGGGAUGGAGUGUCAUGGCGUUCCUGUAGUGACCAUCUCCAGAGGAAAAGUGGUCUAUGAGAAUGGGAAGCUGAACGUGUCUCCUGGACAUGGCUCUUUCGUUCACAGAAAACCCUUCUCUGAGUUUGUCUAUAAAAGGAUCAGGCAGAGGGAACAGGUGGGCCGACCCUCCGCUGUGAUCAGGGAGCCUUACCAGGGAGAAGUCAUAUCUGUGUGA